Trichophyton rubrum CBS 118892 is the source of this 687-nucleotide messenger RNA. RefSeq lists its product as uncharacterized. NCBI's taxonomy places the organism in Eukaryota, Fungi, Ascomycota, Eurotiomycetes, Onygenales, Arthrodermataceae. The transcript has a single exon. The record is from RefSeq and is a predicted model, not a curated record. Bases 1 to 687 code for a protein of 228 amino acids.
AUGACGACCAACAGGCCUUUUUUAGCCAACUUUCUCGCUGCCUUCAGGGCGCAAACCGCAUAUAAAACAGCGCCUUCAAAACCCCCUUCCCCGGGCCCGUCGUCAUCACAUAUCGGUUCUUCGUACGCUCCGCCAUCCGCCUCUUCAAAUACCGCCGGAGCUCGCACAAUAGGAAGCAAAGCUACGGCAAAUCCAGCUCCUUCGAAUCCACAACAGUCAAACACCAACUCUAUUGCUGCCGCUGCCGCCGCAUCGUCAACAUCAAACCACUUCUCCUCCCAUCACCACUCCCAUCAUCAUCAUACCCAUGCUCAUGCCCAUACUCAUUCGCAUACUCCAUCUCCUUCAUCCCGCGCCCCAAUAAGCUCUACCAGCCAUACUAGCUCCUCGGCAGCUGCCCAGACAUCCACAGUUUCCAAUUCCACGACCUCUCCGAUACCAGUUCCAACACCUUCAUCUUCAACCUCUGCAGUCCCAUUUUCGUCAUAUGAUAGGAAUAGACGGGGAAGCGACAGCAGUAGUGGUAGCGGAGGGUUUAGGGAUGCUCUUGGACCGGAGAAGUGGUAUAUUGGGGGUCGAACAACAAGUGGAGAGGAACGACUAUAUCAACUCGGAAUGGUGACCAAGGGUGGUGGUAGGCUAGGAGGUGGAAUGCGUGUGGGCAGCGUUGACCAACUAAGCCUUUGA